AUGGCAACCUCCCUCGCCGACCUGUUCAGCGACAACUCGCCUCCGCGCCCGGUCCCGCGCGCGCGCAGCGUCACCCCCACAUCCCCCGGCGGCGCAGGCGGCGGCCAGCGGCGCGCAAACCACAACCCGCUGUUCCUCUCGCCCAGCGCGAGCGUGUACUCGCCCCAACGACCGCGGCGUACGCGGUACGGCGACGACGAUGACGAUAACGAGGACGGAGGCAACGAAUAUGAUCUGGGGUUGCGCCGGUCACGUUCUGCCUCGCCUUCGCGCCAUGCCUCUGGUUCUGGCUCUGGCUCUGGUGCUGGCCGCUCGCGCCCCGGUCCGCGCACCCGCUCGCCGUCGCCCACCCUCGACCCGCUCAACCUCGCCGCGCUGGCCGAGCGUGCGGGCUCGGACGUGCGUAUUGACCCGCGCGCCGCGCUGCGUAGCCUCGACGAUCCGUUUUCCGUGCAGGAUCCCUUUGGGCUGGGCGGGGGCACGGGCGUGAUGGUCGACGGCGGCGGCGGGGUCGGCGUCGGUGACGAACCGGGUACCAAGGUGCGCAUCCCGCGCGCCAAGGUCGACGCCGAGCGGCUGCUGGGACCCAAGGGCAUGCCGGCGCUCAUGGGCGUGGCGAAGAAGUGGAAGCCGCGGGGAAAGGGACACGAGGUUAAAGACCUCAACCGCCUCCUGGACGUGUACCAGAUGUGGGCGCACAGCAUGUUCCCGCGCGGCGAGUUCCUACAGACCAUGCAGAGGGUGGAGACUGUGUGCCGCACGCGGCGGAUGAUGUCUGCAAUCCACGGCCUCCGCGACGCGUUUGAAGGCAACGACCGCCCGCGCACCGUCGACGACCUGGACCCAGAGGACAGGAUCAUGGACGACCACUACGCCACCAACAACUAUGACGACAACCUCGACCUCGACGAGGACGACGAGGCCGCGCUGGCAGCUGCCGAGGCGGACGCUUAUGCCAACGCCAAUGGAAACGGCAACGAUACACACGCCAGCGCCAGUAGGCAGGCGCUCUUCGACCCGGCGCCCGACGCGGACGAGCCCGACUGGGACGAGAUGGCCGCCAUGGAGGAGAUGGAGCGCGAGGCUGCUGGCGCCGCGGACGCUCCGCCUCCAGCCCCAGCUGCGGCAGCUGAUGCGCCGCCUGUGCUCGAGGAGGACCCGUGGGAGGGUCUCUACGACUAA
Messenger RNA from Apiotrichum porosum, 1182 nucleotides. RefSeq lists its product as uncharacterized. The transcript has 3 exons. Lineage: Eukaryota; Fungi; Basidiomycota; Tremellomycetes; Trichosporonales; Trichosporonaceae. Gene Ontology annotation, molecular function: DNA binding. The coding region runs from base 1 to 1182 and encodes 393 amino acids. The record is from RefSeq and is a predicted model, not a curated record. Gene Ontology annotation, biological process: replication fork processing; replication fork arrest; DNA replication checkpoint signaling. Gene Ontology annotation, cellular component: replication fork protection complex; nucleus.